CAAUUCCCAUCAUGUCCGUGUGUACAGCGCAUGUGCGGAUCCAUUUCCUGGUCCGACCUUCUCAUAUAAAAACCAUCCGCAGGGUUAUGAGUCAGAGUUCGUAGUCUGAGAAACACGAACCAAUGAUUCCCAUAUGUCCAGUGGUCUCCUUCACCUAUGUGCCCAGCCGGCUAGGUGAAGAUGCUAAAAUGGCUACCGGCAACUACUUUGGAUUUACCCACGGUGCUGCCGCGCAGUACAGUCAGCAGCCGGGCGCGGUGGCCUACACCCACCCUACCACCGUGGCCAGCUACACAGUACACCAGGCACCGGUGGCGGCCCACACCGUGGCAGCAGCCUACGCUCCCACCGCUGCCUCGGUUGCUGUAGCCAGGCCCGCCCCAGUUGCCGUGGCAGCCGCAGCCACCGCCGCAGCCUACGGCGGGUACCAGCCGGCGCACGCCACCGCAGACUACGGCUACGCACAACGCCAGCCGGACGUCCCACCCCCGCCUCCCCCGGUCACCUCCCAGAACUACCAGGUGGGUUACCAGGACUCCUACUCCUAUGUACGGUCUACGGCCCCGGCGGUAACCUACGACCCUAAGCAGUACUACCAGCAGCCCGUAGCUAGCGCUGCGGUAGCCGUACAGCCCCAACCCACGGCCGAGUCCUACUACCAGACCGCCUCCCUUAACACCUCCUGGGACACCCCGUGGAAGAAAUCCCUACCAGCUUCUAAAACAGGCUACACCCAGACAAGUCUGGCCCCCUACACCCAGACCCAGCAGACCAGGCAGGUGACAGCCAUCAAGCCUGCUGUGCCCUCCACCUUCUCCAUCUACCCGGUCUCCUCCACCGUUCAGCCCGUAGCCGCCGCCUCUGUGGUCCCCUCCUACUCCCAGAGCCCUACCUACUCCACCAACGCGGUCACGUACUCUGGCACCUCGUAUUCUGGCUACGAAGCAGCGGUGUACUCUGCUGCCUCAACCUACUACCAGCAACAGCAGCAGCAGCAGAAACAGGCGGUGGCGGCUGUAGCAGCUUCAGCAGCCUGGACAGGCAGUUCCUUCACCAAGAAACCUCCCUUCCAGAGCAAGCAGCUGAAACCCAAGCAGCCCCCCAAACCACCACAGAUCCACUACUGUGAUGUCUGCAAGAUCAGCUGUGCAGGACCCCAGACCUACAAGGAGCACCUGGAGGGCCAGAAGCACAAGAAGAAGGAGGUGGCCCUGAAAGUCUCCCAGAGCAGCAGCAGCAGUAGUGGAGGUGGAGGAGGCUCAGCCCGGGGGACUCAGAACCAGCUCCGCUGUGAGCUCUGUGACAUCUCCUGCACCGGGGCAGAUGCAUACGCUGCACACAUCCGAGGAGCCAAGCACCAGAAGGUGGUGAAACUCCACACCAAGCUGGGGAAGCCCAUCCCCUCUACAGAACCCAAUGUCGUGACCCAGACCCCUACGUCAACCACGGCCUCCUCCAAGACCCCUGCUUCCUCUUCUUCCACCCUCACAGGCUCCACGUCCAACUCUUCCUACCUGAAACCGGUCAACAUCGUCAGCCAGGGUGGUGUUGGGAUUGGCUCAGGUCCAGUUGUCAACAACCUAUCAGCAGCCAAUGCCACCACAGCCGUCAAGAAGGUCAACACCCCCAAGAUCAACUUUGUUGGAGGAAACAAGCUUCAGACUACCGGGAAAGUGACAGAGGAGGCCAAACCUCCUCUGCCCUCAUUGGUCCCCCAGGUUCAGGAGUCCAAGAACGAGUCCUCUGAUUCCCUGUCUGCGUCCACCCUGGCUGCCCUGCAGAGUGAUGUGCAGCCUGUUGGACAUGACUAUGUGGAAGAGGUGCGUAACGAUGAAGGCAAGGUGAUCCGUUUCCACUGUAAGCUGUGUGAAUGCAGCUUCAACGAUCCCAACGCCAAAGAGAUGCAUCUGAAGGGCAGGAGACACCGCCUGCAGUACAAGAAAAAGGUGAACCCGGAGCUUCAGGUGGAGGUGAAGCCCUCUAUCAGAGCCAGGAAGAUCCAGGAAGAGAAGAUGAGGAAACAGAUGCAGAAGGAGGAGUACUGGAGGAGGAGAGAGGAAGAGGAGAGAUGGAGGAUGGAGAUGAGACGUUAUGAGGAGGACAUGUACUGGCGUUGUAUGGAGGAGCAGCACCACUGGGACGAGAGACGUGGGGGGCCCAGGAUGCCAGGGGACGGACCAUACCUCCAGGGGCCUCCUGGCCCACCUGGACUACUGGGGGUUCGGCCUGGCAUGCCCAUCUCUCAGCCACAAGGACCUGUGCCUCCCCGUCGCCCGGACUCGUCAGACGAUCGCUACGUGAUGACGAAGCACACGGCCAUCUACCCUUCCGAGGAGGAGCUGCAGGCCGUCCAGAAGAUCGUCUCCAUCACGGAGAGAGCCCUCAAACUGGUCUCGGACAUCACAGAUCAGGAGAAGACUAAGGAGACGACUGGGGAGGAGAAAGAGAAGGAGGUCCCAAAGACUGCCCAAGACAGAGCUCUGAAGGGGGUGAUGCGGGUGGGGGUGCUGGCUAAAGGCCUGCUGCUCCGCGGAGACAAGAAUGUCAACCUGGUCCUGCUCUGUUCAGAGAAGCCCACCAAGACCCUGCUGAGCUGCAUAGUGGAACACCUGCCCAAACAGCUGGUGCUGGUGACCCCAGAGAAGUACGAGGUGAAGGGUUCCAUGGAGGACUGUUCCAUUAUCCUGACGUCAGAGGCCGACCCCAAAAUGACAGUCACCGUCACCCUGACCUCCCCCAGCAUCCGAGAGGAGGAGACCCCUGCCACACCCCCGCCACGGGACGGAGAUGUAACCUUGGUGAAAGACCCAGAGGACGUCUUGGACAGGCUAAAAUGCCUUGCCGCUCUGGCGGCUCUGCGGCACGCUAAGUGGUUCCAGGCUAGGGCCAACGGACUCCAGUCCUGCGUGAUUGUUAUUCGAAUCCUGCGUGACCUCUGUCAGAGGGUCCCCACGUGGUCCUCCUUCCCCAGCUGGGCCAUGGAGCUGCUGGUAGAGAAGACCAUUAGCAGUGCCUCUGGCCCCUUGAGCCCAGGCGACGCACUCAGACGAGUCUUCGAAUGUAUUUCGUCUGGGAUUCUGCUCCCCGGUGGUCCGGGAUUGGUCGACCCGUGUGAGAAGAACCCCACUGACACCCUGACAACCAUGGAGGAACAGCACAGAGAGGACAUCACCUCAAGUGCCCAGUUUGCUCUGCGGCUGCUAGCCUUCCGUCAGAUCCACAAGGUGCUGGGCAUGGACCCACUGCCCCAGAUGAACCCUCGCUUCAACGUCCACAACAACAACAACAACCGCAAGCGUCGCCGCGACAUCGACGGAGCGGACGGCUUCGAGGGCGAAGGGAAGAAGGACAAGAAGGAUUUCGACAGUAGUUACUAGGACCUGUCCCUCCCAGUCACCCCUUGUUCAUUUAACGUAGUCUGUGGCCACGUUCCAGACAGACUACAUUGCAGUCACCUGCCAGAUCUCACAACACCUGGAUAGGUGUUUUAAAAAUUUGAGUUAACCGCAUCGUAUGAUAUGAUAUGCAAUGUUCUGAUGCCAGUUUGCGCAGUCACACACCGUCAUUGGUUGAUUCCCGUAGAAAGACUGCCAUGUAGUCAGCCUGAAACGCUUGCCUAUAUGUACCUUUUUUAUUCUGUUGUCUCUGAUAUUAACAAAGGGGUUUGUUUAGAAUUUAAAGACCACAUCGGAUAGGGCCUGGUCCUGUCAGCCAUAUAGACUAGCUACGCGUUCAUUAGGGCACACGUUUUUAAAUGUUUUGCAACGGAAAAAACGGACAAUUUUCUUUUUUUUAAUUCGGACAAUUUUCAAACAAAUGUGAGUCUGUUUUCUUCCGUUUGUUGCCUAAUAAAUAAGACCCUAUUUUGUUCUGCAGCUCACUGUAUAGGCUUACUGCAGCACCCAGUUUGUCCACGAUGUUUCUGUUUUGGCUAGCGAUUGAUACGACCUGUGGUUGGGACCUAAAACUUCUUCUUCCAAGCUGAUACUACUUGUACCCUCUCUGCUUCUCCAUGACAACGGGGCCUCCUCAGCAUCUACUCCCUUUUUUGACCCCCCCCCUCUCUUAUUUUCGUGACCGACUUCCCAGGUUGAAGUUAUGAAAAAGACUCAUCUAUUUGUUAAUAAAUCCGGAGGAUCAUGAUACAUGUUACUACCUAACAUGUAUGUUAUUUCUAGUUGCAUACAGUCAGUGUUGGUUGUUAGUGAGAGUUUAAUACCUCGUUGUGAAGCCCAUAAUUCGCCAGUAACGUUUUAUUUUCCUAAUAAGCUGUCAUUUUGAAUAUGGUUUCUUUUUUUUUAAGUGGCAUAAAGUGGUGUAAAAUCUAUCGUCUUGUCCUCAAUAAGGCCAGACUGCAAUGUGUUCUAAUGUUUAACACAGGCCCCCGUUAUACUACAUUAUCUGAAGAAAAGACUGAUUUCUUAUUCGUUGUUUAGUAAUGCAGUUAUUCUCUAAACAUAUGCCUUUAAUAAUCAAUGUUUGGUUUGUUGAAGAGCGCGCAUGGCUGUGUUUUCAGACUUUUGUUUUAUGGCUUUUAACAAGUUUUGGUUUUUACAGAUUAAUUACAAUGGGAUAUGUAAUGGCUUGCCCCUAAUCUUGGUUUAAUGUUGUAUACAUAUAGUUUAAUUUGAAUAAUCUAUAGAAAAUGAAAAAAAACAGUUGAGUAAAAAUAAAGUGUAACGUUGAUGCUGUAAUUGAGGUUUAAAUGUAGAGCCACUCUUUGAUGCCUGACUGUCAGCCUCUCUGUCUCAGUACCUGCUUUACCAUGGGCAGAAUAAAGACAUUUCCUCAA
Oncorhynchus keta (chum salmon) is the source of this 4792-nucleotide messenger RNA. RefSeq names its product zinc finger RNA-binding protein-like. The transcript has 21 exons. Bases 123 to 3377 code for a protein of 1084 amino acids. Gene Ontology annotation, cellular component: precatalytic spliceosome. Gene Ontology annotation, molecular function: double-stranded RNA binding; zinc ion binding; single-stranded RNA binding. NCBI's taxonomy places the organism in Eukaryota, Metazoa, Chordata, Actinopteri, Salmoniformes, Salmonidae. The record is from RefSeq and is a predicted model, not a curated record.